CCCUGCCCUAAAACAGCGCAUCCACCCAUCACGCUGUGCAGAAGCAAUUUAUUCACCUGCUGAUGUAAAUCUGGUGUGUUUGAUCAGUAAAAACUGUAAAACAUGCUUGAUAAGGACCCUCGAGUAACAGAGUGGCAUGUGGCACAUCACAGAUUCAUGCACAUACAGUUGGAAUGUAAAAAUUGUUAUUGAAGUGGGUUUACAUUCUGAGGAUUAUGAACCUGUUGAGUGAUAGUCAAAUGUGAUGCAUUGCACCAGAUUUAGCUAGAAGCUAAUUUGCAAGUGCAGUCCUGAUUAAACCUGAGACUAAUAUAAUGUAUCACCAUGUACUUCUUCCACAGACACCAUCAGCUGAGACUGAGUGGAAGGUCAUCGCUAAAGACUUUGAAGACAAGUGGCAUUUUCCACAUUGCAUAGGGGCCAUAGAUGGGAAACACAUCUUCAUUCAACCCCCUGCCAACAGUGGAAGCACGUUUUAUAAUUACAAGUCAAGGUUUUCCAUCAUACUUAUGGCUGUAGUUGACGCAAAUUAUAGAUUUGUAUAUGCAAGUGCAGGGACACAAGGAAGGGCAUCUGAUGCUGGAGUGUUUGCCCAUUCUGAUCUCAGAGAGGCUAUGGACAAAGGCACUCUGAAUGUCCCUCCUGAUGCAACCCUGCUAGGCACUGACUCCACAAUACCAUAUGUGCUCAUUGGUGACGAAGCAUAUCCCCUUAGGCCAGAUCUGAUGAAACCAUAUCCAUCACGAAACCUCAACCAUGAUCAAAGGAUUUUCAACUACAGGCUUUCCAGAGCACGCCGUGUUGUUGAGAACGCAUUUGGAAUUCUGGCCAAUCGCUUUCGCGUUUUCAGAACCACAAUUUGCCUGCAUCCAGACAAAGUUGUUGCAAUUGUUUUUGCAACACUUUGUCUCCACAACUUCCUCCGACAACAGAGAUCAGAUGCCUACACACCACCUGGCUAUGUGGAUUCUGAAGAUGCAAACCAUCAGCUGGUCAGUGGCACAUGGCGAAGUGAGGGAGCCCUUCAGUCAGUUUCGGCAAGCAGAGCUAGGAACCCCACAGUGGAUGCUAAGAAACAACGUGAUGUGUUAGCCCCAGGGAUCUGGACUGGCAAACUUAAAUAA
Molecule: messenger RNA, 1124 nt
Organism: Nothobranchius furzeri (turquoise killifish)
Lineage: Eukaryota; Metazoa; Chordata; Actinopteri; Cyprinodontiformes; Nothobranchiidae
Source: RefSeq, a predicted model, not a curated record